Molecule: messenger RNA, 1677 nt
Organism: Magallana angulata
Lineage: Eukaryota; Metazoa; Mollusca; Bivalvia; Ostreida; Ostreidae
Exons: 4
Coding region: 19-1251 (410 amino acids)
Biological process (GO): regulation of apoptotic process
Source: RefSeq, a predicted model, not a curated record
GUAAACACAAAUCUUAAGAUGGCUACCUUACAGAAAGCAGAUUCAGGGUAUGCUGAAGAGUUCGGGGACUUACUAGGUGACCUUAAGUCUAUGCUAACCAAUUUCCAAAACACAUUCUUAACUGAGAUAAAAGCCACAAACGACAAACUAGAUGAUCUCACAGAGCGGGUGUCUCGAAUCGAGAUGAAGCUGUAUGGAGAGGAUAACCAAACUCUGACACCAGGUGUCGACAGGGCACUGCUGCGGGGCAGGGGUCCAGUCAACAUGCUACCAGGGCGAACCAGACCAAAGAUCAAACGCCUCCCUGCUGUGGAUCUGAGCGACGAUGUUGAUACAAGUAGCAGUGAUGGGUCGUUCCGUAUGAAACUGGAUGUUAACGAUCUUCCAGAUGCAUGUGCCAGCCUUUACAAAGACGUUCUAAUUCAAGAACAUGAAACCAUUUUGAAAGACAUUGACCUGAGUGACACAGAUAUCUUGGACCGGCUGAUAUCUGAGGAGGCCAUUACAGCUAGUGAUGCUGAGGAUAUAAGGCGAGGAGGAGGGAGAAGGGAAAAGGCAAGAAGCCUUCUGCUGAUGUUGGAACAGCGCGGACACGGUUCUUUUGUUAGCUUUAUGGAAGCGUUGGAACCAGACUAUAGGCACAUCAACACAACAUUGAAACGAUCGCUCAGCAUUAUGUAUAAAGAAAAGAAACAUGGACGCUUGAAGUGCAUCGUCUGUAAAAUCAUUGAAAACGUACCACCUCGUGAGGUCAUCGACAAAUGUUACACCCAGAAGGUCAUUCCUACCAAGGUCAUGCGGGACAUAAACCAAUGUGGUGACCCCAAAAAGGGAUGGGAACAACUAAGGCCCCACAUCAAGAAUGAAGAAGCCAUCAAUGUGUUGGCAGAUUCACUACUACCAAAAUUCAAAGGUUUGCGCGAGGAACUCGACAAAUUCAGUGAAUUGAAGAAAUUUUCGUGUUUUUGCAAGAGGUUGUCAAUUAAACGCAAGAUGGAAGAAUCCAAAAGGCAGGACCCGAUUCCACAGUCCCCUGUAGAACACAGCGAGGCUCAGGAUCUCUCCGACCUGGAUAAGGGUGUAAUAGAUAAUGACAUGGAUAUGGAAGUGACAUCGGAGGAGAACACAAACUCUGUAGUGCCAUCGAUGGAGCCAGUGUGUAAAUUCAAAGAAACAGGAUUCAGAGACAAAUUUAAUCGACAGGCAAUCAGAAAAAAGGACAUGAAGGAAAGAGCCAUCCCAGAAACGUAAGAAAUAUAUACCAGUCUUCAAUGGACAAAACAAACAUUGCAGGCAUCAUUUCUUGCAAACAGUAAUGUGACAAGUGCUGAUAAUGACACGACAUGAUAGAUUUUAUGUUCAAAACACCUGUUUAAACUCAUCGUGUUUUGCUAAAUAAAAAACCCCAAAACACUGGCAAUAAAAAUUAUGUAAUCCUACAUAUUUGUAAAUUAGAUGUUUUGUUAUAUGAAAUCUUUUUUUCUGCUGAAGCUGGACUAAUUCAAGGUUCCUAUAAUUCCAGUAUCAUUCCAAGUUUCAGGUUUGUUUAACAAUAUUUCAAAGCCGUUUCUCCAUUAUGACGAUGUAAUUUAGAAACACCUUUCUAAAAUUAUUUAUACAUAAAUUCAAUCCAUUUGGAAUUGUUACAUGUAAUGUGAACUGAAAUAAAACUGUUUA